Molecule: messenger RNA, 1131 nt
Organism: Humulus lupulus (European hop)
Lineage: Eukaryota; Viridiplantae; Streptophyta; Magnoliopsida; Rosales; Cannabaceae
Exons: 1
Coding region: 1-1131 (376 amino acids)
Source: RefSeq, a predicted model, not a curated record
AUGGAUGCUAUUCUAGGGAUCCAAGAAUUGAAGAUGUCAGAGGAUAAACAAGGAGCAGGCGAUGUGCGAGCUUGUGGUGAUUCCACUCCAGUGUCGCGAACAGGAAUAUGUAUGAAUGUAGAGGACUGGAUAUCGGCCUCCAAGCAAGUAAUGCAGGAUGUUGACAUGGGUAAGGUUGUUCCAUCUCCGAUAUUACAGUGUAUUGCUACUAAUGUCACUUAUACUAUGGGCAAAGAGAAGAGUAUUACAGGAAAAGGUGUUAUGAGUCAGGAGAAGAUUUCAGGAGUCAAAAUUGAUGAUGAGGAUAUAGCUGAAGAGGUGAAUUAUUGGCAAUCUUCCAUAGUCUGCUAUGUGCUUGGUGCAAAUCCACCAAUUCGAAUUCUGGAAGGCUUUGUGAGGAGGUUAUGGAAAGACCAAGUAGACAAAGUUAGGGUUCUCUCAUCAGGUAUUUUCAUAAUACGAUUCUUGUCUAUGGAAAUGAGGAAUAGAAUAUUGGAUGGAGGCUAUUUGUUUUUUGGGAAAAAACCUCUGAUAAUGAAGCCUUGGAAUCCUGUUGAUGAUUUCUCUAAAGAAGAUAUUGAUUCAGUUCCGACCUGGGUUCAAUUGGGAGGUCUGGAUCUUAAAUACUGGGGUGAGAGGUCACUUUUCAAGAUAGUGGGUCAGAUUGGGAAGCCAAUUCAAGUUGACUCCAUUACUAAAAACAGAGAUCAAUUAGCUUAUCCCAGGAUUCUUAUUGAGGUGACCAUGACACAGGAAUUCCCAUCACAAAUCAGUUUCUGGAAUGAAUUUGACCAGGAAGUUGAUAUAUUUGUAGAAUAUGAGUGGAAGCCCACUAUCUGCACGAAUUGCUCUGGCUUAGGACAUGAAGCUCACAUAUGCAGGAAGAGUAAGUCAGUCAAUCAGGAAUGGGUUCCCAAACAGAGGGUCUCAUCACCAAAUGCAAGUAAAGCCAAUGUGGAUGAAGAAGGAUUUCAACCAGUUACCAAAGGAGUUAAGAUACAGGAAUCUAUAGUUAAUCAAACGAGUGUGAAUAACAAAUUUUGUCUGCUGGAAGGGGAUCCUGAGAUAGAUCUGUUACAGAGGAGUAAUACAGGAAGAGAGGGGGGAGGACCCUCUACACGAAAUGGAUAG